AUGCGAUUUCUACUCCAAACACUUGCGCUUUGCGCGGUUUUUAUACCAAGUUCAACAUCCUCCCCUCUUGAACGACUUAGCAGUCAUGAUAAUAACAACGACCACACCAGGCCGGUUGUGACCAUCGAUUCGGGUGUUAUCAUCGGUAAAAAUGCGCAUGUCCCUGGCUCAACGGAAACAGUGCAUCAGUUUCUCGGUAUCCCUUUUGCCAAACCGCCAGUCAAGAACCUUCGGUUCUCACUACCAGAACACCCACUGCCCUGGCAUAAACCCCUGCAUACUACCAAAAGUCCUCCAGCUUGCAUACAAGAUUUCGGCAACAAGACUUCUGGGAGCGAAUUUCAAAAAGCGUUGUUCAACACGCCUCCCGCACCCGGGGAGAGCGAGGACUGCCUGUAUUUGAACGUCUACCGGCCCAAAGGUGAUUACAAGGGAAAACCGAUAUUGUUCUGGAUAUUCGGCGGUGGAUAUAGAUUUGGAGCAAGUUCGUAUCCGUUUUACGACGGUUCAAGCCUUGCUGCAAAUCAGGAUAUCAUUGUGGUUACCGCCAACUAUCGAACGAACUUGUUUGGGUUUCCCCGGUCACCACAGCUUCCAUUGGACAAGCGGAACUUGGGUAUACUUGAUCAAAGACUGGCUCUUGACUGGGUAAAGAGAAACAUCCAUUCUUUCGGAGGUGACCCCAAUAAAGUCACCAUUGCUGGACAAUCUGCCGGAGCAGUAUCCGUGGGCCAUCUUAUCAACACAGCUCCCUCUAAUCUGCCGUUUCGAGCUGCCAUUUUGCAAUCAGGCUCUUCACUCUUCCAGCUCCCUCCAAGUCCUCCCAAUAGCGAAUUCUCAUCUUGGACGGACUUGGUACAACGUCUCAACUGUACCAAUAGCUCAGAUGCGGCCGUCCUAGAAUGCGUUCGUGGCGCAAGCGUUGGUACCUUGCGUAAGAUACUGUUGGAGACCGGUCUGCCAUUCCAAACCCCCAACAUGGACGAUGUUACUGUCCUUGAAUCCCCAGCCAAGGCGUAUGCUGCAGGCGAGGCCGCGAAAGUACCGAUCCUCAUAGGCUCAACUCUAGACGAUGGAUCAACGUUCGCUUACGGCAAGGGGGACAAUGUUACGGCCUUCAUCAACAGUUUAUCAUUUCCCCCUGAAAUAGCGGAGGCGAUAAUUAAACUGUAUGCACCGAACUCCACGGCAACAGCAAGCCUAUCAACUGGUAGCCAAAUAAUCUCACAGAUUAUAACGGAUUCGACAUUCCGUUGCCCGGCUGGCUUCGUCGCGAACCUUACUGCAACAACUCUGAAAGUACCUGUAUGGCAGUAUCUGUUCUACGAUCCGGCCGCAAGUCAUCCUGACUACGCAGAACUAGGAGUCUACCAUACGUCUGACAUAGCUUAUGUAUUCGGCACGCAGGGGCUGCGCGAUCCGGGACAGGCGAACAAGCUCUGGUUACAAAAGCUAUGGGCAGACUUUGUCAAGAACCCGCAAGCGGGCCCAAGCUGGAAGCAAUACCCUUCCGUUGGCCUGCUAAGAGGAGACGGGGCAAACGCUAUUCCUACCGAGGACGUGAAGACACUGGAUCCCAUCUGCCGAGUGUGGGAUAAGCUGUACUUGUCGGCACUGCUCAGGCACUGA
This is a messenger RNA of Trichophyton verrucosum HKI 0517, 1629 nucleotides long. Its product is annotated as carboxylesterase, putative. NCBI's taxonomy places the organism in Eukaryota, Fungi, Ascomycota, Eurotiomycetes, Onygenales, Arthrodermataceae. Gene Ontology annotation, molecular function: cholinesterase activity. The record is from RefSeq and is a predicted model, not a curated record. The transcript has 3 exons. Bases 1 to 1629 code for a protein of 542 amino acids.